UUCUUGCUCUCGAGAGGCACUUGUGCUAGGGCAAAGACGUCGUUUUUGGUGUGUCUUGCUUUCUUGCCAGAACCAGAUAGCUCAGUCAAUUUUGGACGAACAGUGGUUUUGGGAGGAGGGAGAUUGUAUAGCCUUGUAGGUGAAGUGCACAGAUCCUUUUAAAACCUACAUGAAUUGCACAGAAGUAUGGCCAUAAUUCUGACUGUGUAAUUAUAAGAAGGUUCCUGACGAAGGUUGAAAGAAUUGCUGACAGGACUGAGAGAUUAAACAGAAAUGGAUGCAGAUGGUAGCUCCAAGAGAAAUCGUCCAGUUCGCCGUCCUACCAAGAAGCUUAAGUUCAAACCAAAAGUGCCACCGCAGAAGCCGAAGAAAUUGACUACAGAAAAGCCACAGCAGGAAGAACCUAAACCAAUUGAUGAAGAGUUGAUGAAGAUACUAAGGACUCGCCAAGUGGCUGCAAAAACUUCGCCAAAUACAAAGGACGAACGCUCAACACAGAAUUCCCCCUCGGCACCACCUUCUGCAGCUGCUGUUAGCUUGUCACCGCCACAAUCAGGAGUGCACAAGCAAAAUCAGUCGAAGGCACCACAAAUUCCCAAAGCCUUUCCUGUUACUGUUAGUCCAGGAAUGUUUUACAACGAAAAAAGUGAUGAUGAUGACGAUGAUGACAAUGUUGAGUUUCAGGAGACUCAGCCAAGUUCAACUGAAUGCGAAGCUUCAACACGUCCACCAGAGGAGCUUAAUUUGCUCGCACAAGAUAGCAAAGAAAGAAUGUUUCUCUUCCAGCUCCCAAAAUCUCUUCCUUUGCCAAGAAGGUCCAGUGUAAUUGAAAGGAAAGGAAAGAUCACCGGCAAGGAGGUGAAAGAAGGAUCCAACCUGCAGCAGUUGCCACAGGGUUAUUUGGGCAAAAUGCUGGUAUACAAGAGCGGCAAGAUCAAAAUGAAGAUAGGAGAUGUCAUGUUUGAUGUAAACCCGGGAGUGGAGAGCAAGAUGGUGCAACAUGCAGUAGCUCUGAACACAAGAGAGAGACAUUGUUGCUUACUUGGGGAGAUAGAGAAUCACCAUGUUAUUGUGACUCCAGAUGUGGAUUCUUUGUUGAAUGGCAAUUAGGGGUUAGGUUGUGAUCUGUAGCAAUUGUAGCAGCUUUGCAUAUAUUCUGUAGGCUAGUAGUUGUGCAGUUGUACAUGUGCUUGUUGUGGUUGUACUAAGUAAACCUUUAAAAGGACUGCUUCUCGCAGUU
Messenger RNA from Phragmites australis (common reed), 1240 nucleotides. RefSeq lists its product as uncharacterized. The transcript is spliced from 10 exons. Gene Ontology annotation, cellular component: RNA polymerase III complex. Lineage: Eukaryota; Viridiplantae; Streptophyta; Magnoliopsida; Poales; Poaceae. Gene Ontology annotation, molecular function: DNA binding. The record is from RefSeq and is a predicted model, not a curated record. Gene Ontology annotation, biological process: transcription by RNA polymerase III. Bases 274 to 1110 code for a protein of 278 amino acids.